UUACAACCAUACAAGCAAACGAGGUCGUGGAUCAAAUGAUCGAAGGUUUGUUGUGUGGAGGAGGAGGAGGUUAAUAAUAUUUUGAGAAGAUAUUUGCGAGAAGAAAGAAAAAACUAUCUACUGCCGAGGGUGUACAGUGUCAAAGGACACGCACACGCCCUUGUCGCACAUUCUCCUGUAGAGAUGCCAGCACUCCUUUUCCUUCAUCGUUUGGAAGUGCGGCUCCAACGGCAUCGCCUCUCCUCGCGGCGUCUCCUCCUUCGACGGCGGUGUCUCCUUCGCAAACUGUUCGACCUGCAACACACCGAAGCGACGUGAACACGAACUCUCUUCUACCUUCGAAAGCGGAGCGUCGUUGGUUGGCGGAGCUGGAACGACGACAAGAUCGAUUCGCGACAGCGUGAGAUGCGGCCUCGGCUCCUUGGUUUCCGUGGACGCGAUUGGCGUGAUCUCCGGUCUGUGAGCAUCGGACAAUAAAACGCACGCCAACACGUCGGACGGAACUGCGUCACCCCGUUUUGUUCGAAGAAUCUUCCUCGAGAUGGACGAUCUUACGAUCCCGGUGUCGAAGUUAGAAACGUUUUUUGACAAGCAGGACUUUUCCCAAGACCGUUUCGCUUUCGACGUGGCGCACCUAUUGGAGGCUCUGGAGCAAUCUUUCUCAAGGUGCGCGGUUCAAUUGCUCGACGAGCAAAUUUUCCGCAAGGUUCUGCCGAAGGCACAAGCACUUCUGUUAGAGAUUGUAAAAGAUAUAAGAGAUACAAUAACGAGCAAUAAAGCGAGGCUCGACGACUUUUUAGAAGAUGUCAAAUGCAAAUUGCGCGUCUGCGACGGCUUGCUCGCGUUUUGGUCAAAAUGCGUGGAGCACAUCCGCGCGUUAGAUGAAGUACGGGCUGUCCAUGUUGCAUCGUUAUGCGAUAUUUUGCCGGAAGCGAUCAAGAUCGUUUUCGAGCAUUGCAAAGCCAGCUCGGAAUACGGAUCGUUGCUGGGCAGUGUCGCGGGAGAAUUGAAGAAUCUGUUCGCGACGGCGGGCGCGAUCUUCAAUCUAUUCUUUGCCACUUUGAACAGUGUAAUCGUCUUCGACACGAAGGUGCAAUCGGAAACGGAGCUGUUGACGAAAGUAAUCGAUAUGUACGGUAGCGUCGCUUCUCUCACAAAUGGAAUGGACACCAAGACCUUCGUCGAACUGUCCGAGGCGUUCGCCAAAUUGGCCGUCGCUCAUCAGCACACAAUCAAUCGGAACAGCGUCGCGACGCAUUACGUUCGAAUGAUAAAAGAUGUGUCUUCUCUUUUGCAUGCCGUCAAGGAUCAGCAAAGUAAAAAGGCGGAACGAAGCGCGAUGGUUGCCACGCGUUUACUGAAGAUUCUCGAGAAAAUAACGACAGCUUACGGCACAUUUCUCACGGAAAAAACAAUGCCGGACUUGGUGGAACUGUUGGCCCAAUUACAUGGAUAUUCGUGCUUGCGUUUAACAAGAGAUGGCGAGAAGACAAUCUCAGUCGGCGCUGCUUUCUUCUUAGCUCUUUUAUUUACUUCUCACACCAAUCAUUUCAGAGAAGUAUAUUUCGACUAUGGCAAGCGUGUCUCGCUCCAUCAGGAUCGAUUGAAUUAUCAUCUGCUAACGAUCGCCGUCAUAAAAAAACUGAGUGAUUUGCCGUCGCACGUACGUCUCUGGACGAACGUAGAUUCGAUCUUGGACGUUGCUCUUACACAUAUAGAACAUAUUAAAGAAGAAAUUUGCGUCGGAGAGCUGCGAGUGCCACUCAAGUGCGAAACCAGCGAACAGCCGAUACUGGUCAGUAUAUAUGAGGCGACUCUGGUGCGCAUUUGCGGUCUGGUGAGCAAAAUAUCACCGGAAGAUUUUCACGUGUCCAUCGAGCAGAUCUUGUUGAAACACCUGCUGUCCGGUUAUCUCUGGAGUUCCCUGCUGAGCGCGGACGUUUGGUAUUUUAUCGGCAAACUCGGCACUUCCGAACUGUGCGCCAGUUACGUUAAAGAGCUGAUUAAAACCUCCGCAGUCUUUGUAAAAAGACGCGACAGUGUAGAAGCGAUCAUGUUAGACAACGUGAUUACGAGUCUCUUCGAAUUGCUGACUGACAACGCAAGGAUCAAAUUGCUAGAUUGUAUUGUCGAUCAGGAUGCGUAUCACGCACCCGUCCUGUAUGCGCUAGCGACGAAAAUCAAGUAUCCCACGGAUCGAUUGAAGCGUAAACUCGAGGAUUUGCCGAAAGCUUUCUCAGAUCUGCAAGAACGUCCUUCCGCUCGCAACUGGAACCGCCUUGUGCAACUCCUGUCCGUGAUGAUAGCGGUAGAUUACAAAAACAACGAGGAAGUUAUCGAGACGUUAAUUAAAAUCUGGAAGUUUGUGGAAAACACGAUUGCCAAAUGCGAGGGCAAACAACUGGAUGUACUGUCCGACUUGGUUGUUGUCUUGCUUGACGCCACUUGUCUCGAAAGUCUUCAGGAUGACGCUUUUUAUGCGAUUCUAACGUCUAUCGCGUCCUUGUCCGUCUAUCUGCCUUUGCGAGAUAGAAUCAAGGUCUGUCAUCUGUUGCAACGCUCGGUCGAGAAUCUCGAUCGUUGCAAGACCAAGAACGUUGCUUCCGCUUUAAUCAAGCUGUUUGCUCGUUUUCUGGACGAUAUCGAUCCCUGGGUUCGUCAAGAAGCUCUCAGGACUUUUGAGUGUGUGGGACAUGUAUGUUCGGAGGAUCUGGUCGCAAGGAUAGCAAAGGCUCUGGCCAAGAUAUCAACCGUCAGCAGCAUCGUACAGGCGUAUUUGUCCGUGAGACCGUGUUACGAUCUCAAAGGUUUCACAGACGCUCAGGACUAUCUCAGACACGUGGCUAGAAUCGCUCGAGAUUAUUGCCACAAGCACACAUGUCACGAAUACAACGAAUUCGAAAGAGAGGAGAAAGUACCAAGGUUAGAGGAUGAGGAGAACGAUAUAGCGAUAUCGCACGAUUCUUAUGAUUCACCGAUGAUGAUCCACUUGGACAAACAAGCAGAGGAGCUGUACGGAGGAUUAAAGAAGGUUCUCGAAGGCCAAGCCGUAAUCAGUGACGCAAUCUGUGGAAAAUUGAUAACCGUUCUGCAAGCAAUUCAUCGAGCUUGAAAAUGAAAUUUUUCUAAAUUGGUUGUAGGUUUCCGCAAUAUGAAAAGAAUUCGCUUGCGAUAACAAAACACUAUCGUCAUUUUCUAAUAAUAAAUGAGCAAAAAAGUAAUAAAUAGUAAAAGCUACAUUGAAAAAUUGUUUUGAAAAAUAUUUA
Pseudomyrmex gracilis is the source of this 3266-nucleotide messenger RNA. RefSeq lists its product as uncharacterized. The transcript is spliced from 16 exons. Lineage: Eukaryota; Metazoa; Arthropoda; Insecta; Hymenoptera; Formicidae. The record is from RefSeq and is a predicted model, not a curated record. Bases 542 to 3112 code for a protein of 856 amino acids.